AUGGACUACUUUGAAGACUCAACUGCAAUCUUUUGUGAUAGUCAUCCCAAUUUUAAAGUGAAUUUCAUUAAGCUUUCUUAAGAAAAUUCAGCAGAACUGAGGUGCCAAGAAUGUAUGUUUGAAGAAGGCAAAUUGAAUGAUUACAUUUCUAUUGAAUCUAUUAAAAUGUGUAAUGAGGAUCAUAUAUUUACAAAUUGGCCACCUUUAAAUGAUUAUUUAUUACUCUAAGAUAUUAAGGCAAUUACAAAGCCUGAUAUUGAAUUGAUAGAGCAAUUAGAAUUUUAAUUUAAUAAAAUAAUUCGAGACCUAAAUACUUAUUUAGAAUAAGAAAAGAAAAAAAUGAUAUCAAAAAUAAUAAGUUUAAGAGAAAGAAAACAAGAGAUACUUACAUUUUAUAAUGAGAUUUCAGGAAGAGAUUAGUUUAAAUAAAUAAAACACAGCUAUUUUAAAGGAGCAACUACAAAAAUAUAAGAAUUAAAAUAUUUGUAGAUUAGAUGA
Messenger RNA from Tetrahymena thermophila SB210, 498 nucleotides. Its product is annotated as cytochrome P450 family protein. The transcript is spliced from 2 exons. Lineage: Eukaryota; Ciliophora; Oligohymenophorea; Hymenostomatida; Tetrahymenidae. The record is from RefSeq and is a predicted model, not a curated record.